Messenger RNA from Penicillium diatomitis, 816 nucleotides. Its product is annotated as EI24 domain-containing protein. The transcript has 3 exons. NCBI's taxonomy places the organism in Eukaryota, Fungi, Ascomycota, Eurotiomycetes, Eurotiales, Aspergillaceae. The record is from RefSeq and is a predicted model, not a curated record. Bases 1 to 816 code for a protein of 271 amino acids. Gene Ontology annotation, cellular component: prospore membrane; ascospore wall; lipid droplet.
AUGUCCGACAAACUGAAGAGCAUGGCUUCAGCAGAGGCGAACAACGCCCGAGCGGCUUCUCAGGCAGUCCUCAGGUCUGGUGCUUAUCUGUAUCCCAUCAAGGGUAUUGUGUACUUUGCAACUCACAAGGAUCUCUGGGGUCCCUUCAUGUCACGUAUUGGGCGAACCUUGGGAUUAGGGAUGGGCGUGACCUCCUUCAUGUUCUUCUUCACGUACGUUCCGCAAAUGGCCAUCAUGGCAUUCACCAGUGGCCCACUUGCUGCCAUUUCCGCCGCUCUAGUCGUGUUGACCGAGAGCGCAACAAUCACCAACUUCCUAUCGCGCUCAUUGUUGGUCGAGGGUGCCCUCGUCGAUACCUUUGAUGGUACCCUGAUGGCUCGUGGCCAAGAUACCCUUGUCUCUCAGGGUCGUCAGAUCAAGCCACGUUCUGGUGGUGCGGAUGCGGUUGCAAGACUAGGCAAAGUCAUCUCACGUCCUCUGGCACGAUUCACCCCCCAGGCUAUUUUCCGCUCCCUGAUCUACUUGCCCUUGAAUUUGAUCCCUGUGGUGGGAACCCUUCUUUACAUCGCCUUCCAGGGUAAGCGUGUUGGACCGACUUUGCAUGCGAGAUACUUCGAGCUCAAAGGCUGGAAUGCUCGACAGAGGGAGGAAUGGGUUGCCAAACAUCAUGGGGCAUACACUGGAUUGGGCAUGGCGGCCUUUGCUUUGGAGAUGAUCCCAUUCGCUUCAAUUGCGUUCUCAUACACCAAUACUGUGGGAGCAGCUCUAUGGGCAGCGGACAUGGAAAAAGCCUCGAACUCCGUAAAGGAUUCAUGA